AUGCGAUUCAACGACAUCUGUAUAAUGUUAAAAAAACCAAACCACCUAUGGCUCAUUGACUCAAAUCACAAGUUAAUCCCCUGGAGGUUUGUUUUGCACAGCUGCAUUGAUGGGUAUAGCAGAGCAAUAGUUUACAUAAAGUGUUUCACUAACAAUCCAGCAGGUACAGUCUUGCAAUGCUUCAUGGAUGGAAUACAAGAAUUUGGAAUUCCAUCACGGGUUGGAGGGGAUAGGGGCGUUGAAAAUGUAAAUGUUGCUCGAUUCGUGAUUGAUCAGAAGGGGGUAAAUAGGAUAGAGAGGCUCUAG
Messenger RNA from Pocillopora meandrina, 306 nucleotides. NCBI's taxonomy places the organism in Eukaryota, Metazoa, Cnidaria, Anthozoa, Scleractinia, Pocilloporidae. The record is from the annotation of a GenBank genome assembly.